AUGCCACCCCCAACCCCCAAACCGAUCCCCAAACCCAGACCGCGCGUCCUAUCCCCCGAACAAUCCAAAGCCCUCCGCCGCGCAUCCCCAACAACUACACCUACACCGCAAGCCAGCACCACCAUUCCCCAGUCGCAGUCGCAGUUCCAGUCGCAACCCCAGUCCCAAACCCAACAGCAACAACCACCCCGCCAUCCAAACCGACCCAGCUUCUUCGCCCACCUACGCACCCGCUACGCGACCCUCCCGCUGCCCUUCCGCCGCUCCGUGCGCGUCCUAGGCGCCGCCCUCCCGCUCCUCCCUAUCGGCCUCUUCUUCUCCGAGCACGUCCUGCAGGUCAUGUGGGUGCGCGGACCCAGCAUGACGCCCUACCUGAACGAGGACUACGAGCAGAUGCACACCACCAGCGACAUGGUACUGGUCAAUAUGUGGGGGGGCGGGGGGUUCUGGCCGUGGGAGCGCAAGCGGAGGUUGGAGCGUGGGAUGUUGGUUACAUUUCGGUGA
Molecule: messenger RNA, 504 nt
Organism: Aspergillus homomorphus CBS 101889
Lineage: Eukaryota; Fungi; Ascomycota; Eurotiomycetes; Eurotiales; Aspergillaceae
Exons: 1
Coding region: 1-504 (167 amino acids)
Source: RefSeq, a predicted model, not a curated record